CCAAUCUCUCAACACCCCACGCCGUUCGCGACAACGAAGAAUAUAGGUCGCUCUCGACGCAUAGGAAACGUUUAAGCCGUCAAAAUAGCUUUCCAUACACCGACCUAACUGCUCCGGCACAAGGAGUGGAUUGCCAUAAAGCCGAAAGCCUCCGACUGACGCACGACAUGACAACAGCAACAGCGGAAAUGGGAGGCUCAUGAGUUGCCAACAGUAUAUGCUGGUGUAUGUUGCCCUCACAUAUCCGAUUUCAUACUCCCUCCUUUAUACCCUGAUCCCCCUGUAUGACGAAGAUGUCGCCCGUGCUCCAAUCAAGGCGGCCUCUCGAGAGUCCUCGCCCGGUUCACACGAAGCACGCUGCUGUUGGGAAUACAGACGAAGCUGUAGUUCGGCAUCAAGAUAGUAUACCGCAUAUUACAGCCUUUCCGAUCCGCACUAUUCAACCCGAAGUACGCACAACAUUCCAAAACCAUCAACUUCGAAGGAAAACGCCGAACGGAAUAGUUGAUGCUGGAUACGAUGCGUCCUCGAGACUGGAAAAUGGAGAGCCUCCUGCCAAACAUUUGGUUCUUUCCGCAACCAUGGCAGGUUCACAAACGCCAAUACUCGACCCAUACCAUGUCUCUGCUACCGACAUGCUAUGGUCAGCCCAUUCACUCGCACAAAACCCUAUAACAAACCACACACAGAUUCCAUGGUUCAACCCUUUCUCUCCCAACACCACUACCCACUUUGUCCAGGGUCCGUUUCAACCCACCAUCCGUUCCAAUGACUAUAAUAUGGGAGCUUUCUGUCCUAUGCCUCAGGAGGUUGCGUUUGGACAAGAUCAGCUUCACUUUGGCCAGAUAUACGAGAAUGGGCCGGCUCUAGCUCCCCACGAUGCAUCUCAAUUGGAUCAAAGAUCAGAAUACUAUCCGGGUAUCUCAUUACAGAACCCUUUUCUGCCAACCCCAAUACAAGCACAAUCCAUUACCAAGGCAGUCAAUACCCAGCCUAAUAUCAUUGGAUAUCAAAUACAGUCGGCACCAGCUUAUAGCCAACCGCCAGAUACACAGCGCCAUUUUAAAGAAAGGGCCUUGAUUCAAUCAUACAAAAGAUAUAUGAGCUUAUUGGCUUAUAUACAGACAACGACAAGACACAAUCUAGGGAAAGAUAAAAUAAAAGCUCGAUUCAGACAUAUGGUUUUCCCAAAACCGCCUAAACCAUAUAGUCCCAACAGCAUUCUCUCCAGCAUUGCCCCGCCUCCUGUAUCAAUUCCGACAAACUCAUCUAUCGUCAACCAUCAUAAGCACCACUACUCACCCCAACCACCUGUUCAGACUCAGGUUGGUGCUCCUCAACAUCUGUGGGAUGCGCCCAAACGAGACGCUAGCUUACUGAGACAACCCAUAUUUCCGGAUGUUGGUCAAUUGCAGACACUACAAUCUACGGAUUGUCAUCUUAUACCACGGACCAUCACCAUGCAGAACGAAGAUGACGGUGAAAUGCUGGUAUCCGAUGUGAGAUGCUCGUUAGAAGUGAUAAAGACUAUGUGCGAACAGGCGUCAUGGACCUGGGUGGAUGGCAUGCUACUCCUUGGUUGUAUGUAUCACGCCCUUGAACAAUUUGAAAACGCACUGUUAUGGUUCGCGAGGAUAAUAAACAUGAAUUCAAGCCACGUUGAAGCCAUUGCCAAUAUGGGCGCAACAUUCUAUUGUUUGCAGCGUCAUGAAGAGGCUGAAAAGCAAUGGCUACAAGCUGUUUCACUCCAACCAAGUUAUUUAGAUGCAGCUGAGCAUCUUGUUGGACUAUUAUACAAGAGCAGAAGCCAGGAAGCCGUCAAUAUUAUCGAUGGAAUACAAGAUACUCUGAAAGACAAAGGAAAUAAUACUGCAGCCAGCGCGUUUCAGUUGAACAAUUUUGACAACCCGCUGAUAAAUACCCGAUCGCAGAAUGGCCAUGACAAUACGGUUAGCUCAUCGCGUGGUUAUACACUCCCCCCCGAAGAGAAUGGUCGCAUGCUUGCAUUGGUUCACGCCAAAGGUACGAUGCUGUACGGUUUGAAACAAACGGAGCGGGCUGCUGCUGCAUUUGAAGAAGCGAUCAUGAUAAGCACUGGCCAUAUCCUUGCCGAUACAUGCGACUUGAUUCAGCAUAUUCGAUCAAAACUUCACUCUACGCUUGCAGUUGAUUCAUCCACAAAAGCAAUGCAACCACUCUUGUUGACGCCUGAUCAAGCCCGGCGAACUGCAGAACUUGCCUUUGGUGGUAACGGUACUCUACCAGGCCUUUCGCAAUUGCUAGAUCCGGUUCAGUUUAAAGGCGCUAUACAGACAACAAGCAAUGCUCUGUUAUCACUCGCCAAGAUUCUACAAGAUGCAUGGGCUGGUGGCCACUCGCGUGUGGGUUUGAGACGGUCUCCAUCUGGGGUAGGGGAUAUUCUUACCUUGUAUUACCUCUCCCUGUCAUUGCAAGAAAGCCCCUCCACGGCGAAUAAUGUCGGUAUUUUACUUGCUGGGAUACAACAACCUAUUGAUCGGAUAUCCAAACCAGCCUCUUCUCGAACAACACCAACCCGAAUACCAGGAAUCGCCGCUGGUAGUGGGUUAGAGCUCGCUCUACUCUACUACAACUAUGGGUUGCGAUUGGAUCCGAAACACGUGCAUCUUCAUACCAACCUGGGCAGCCUACUAAAAGAUGUUGGUCAGCUGGAUCUAGCAAUUCAAAUGUAUGAGCGUGCUGUAGCAUGUGAUGGGAUGUUUGAUAUUGCCCUCACAAAUCUCGCUAAUGCAGUCAAAGAUAAGGGAAGAAUCAACGAGGCUAUCGCCUAUUACAAACGAGCUAUUGCUGCCAAUCCCAACUUUGCUGAAGCAGUAUGCGGCUUGUUUACGGCGUUGAAUUCUGUUUGUAAUUGGCGUGGUAGGGGUGGUGCUGUGCUGUAUCAUGGAUUAUACGAUCGAUGGCACGUCAGUGAUGAUGGCAAGUUGAUUGACUCGGCCAGCUGCCGCCUAGCGUCAGGGUUGACAAAGGCAGUGAUUGAUAUUAUCCAUAAGCAGCUUGAAGGUGCUGCCACAUGGGGCGUAAACACAAUACGCCAACCCUUGAUGUCUCAAAUUGCCACUUACUGUCAACACCUCUUAACCGAAGCAUCCUUCGACAUGCUGUCAGCUCUCCAAGCUUGGGCUGGAUUGCCGUGGGAAGGGUCUCGGCUUGUCAGGUUGCUAGAACGUAUCACUCGUGUUGCUAUGCGCUUUGCAUACCGCGACCUCUUCGUCAACCGCAACUCUGCUCGUCAUGAUUGGCCAAGGUUGAAGCUACCUGAUGACUUGAGUGUACCAACGGCACCAACAGUCUUGCCAUUCCAUACAUUUACGUGCCCGCUCUCGGCGACAGAUAUUCGGAUGAUCUCACAGAGAAAUGCUCUUCGAAUAUCAUGUUCUACGCUGCGUGCAUCAUGGCUCCCUCUGAAACUCUUGCCCCCACCUUCGCCGCCCUCUCCGCACCUCAAUGUGGGCUACGUCUCGUCAGAUUUCAAUAACCACCCGUUGGCACACCUAAUGCAAUCUGUCUUCGGCCUGCAUCGUUCUAGUCGAGUUCGUGCACAUUGCUAUGCAACUACUCCAAGCGACAAAUCUGCCUACCGAAUGCAGAUUGAAAGAGAAGCGCCAUGUUUUCGAGAUGUUAGUAGCUGGUCGCUUGAUCGAAUCGUGAACCAAAUAUCAGCCGACAAUAUUCACAUUCUAGUCAACCUGAAUGGAUAUACACGUGGUGCACGGAACGAGAUAUUCGCCGCACGAGCUGCGCCUCUGCAAAUGUCAUUCAUGGGCUAUGCCGGCACACUUGGGGCGGAAUGGUGUGACUACUUGCUGGCAGAUUCAACAUCAAUCCCGGAAAAGACCCUUCGUCCGUGGCGGAACAAUGUCACCAUUGAAGAUGUAUUCCGGGAUGACUCGGAGGGCACUGAUGGCAAUUGGCUAUACUCUGAAAAUAUUAUCUUCUGUCGUGAUACAUUCUUCUGUUGUGAUCAUGCACAGUCUUGUGCAGAAGGCGAACGCGGGCUAUCCUGGGCAGACGAAGAACGACGGCGCUGGGAAAUGCGAAAGCGAUUGUUUCCAUCGCUGGCUGACAAUACCGUCAUCCUUGCUAAUUUUAACCAACUGUACAAGAUUGAGCCCACGGUCUUCCGAUCUUGGCUAAGAAUACUGGCCCAUCUCCCGAAUGCUAUUCUGUGGCUUUUACGGUUCCCGGAGGCUGGUGAAGCUAAUCUUCGACAGACCGCUUUGGAUUGGGCCGGUGCUGAAAUUGCUGGUCGAUUGCAUUUUACAGAUGUUGCUCCAAAAGGGCAGCAUAUUGCGCGCGCUCGUGUCUGUGAUCUUUUCCUUGAUACUCCAGAGUGUAACGCGCACACUACCGCAGCUGACGUCCUUUGGUCUAGCACCCCUCUGCUAACUUUACCUCGUUACCCAUAUAAGAUGUGCUCACGUAUGGCUGCGUCCAUUCUCAAGGGUGCGCUGCCAAAGACUACUGAAGGGGACGCAGCUGCGGCGGACCUUAUAAAGGACGACGAAUUAGCGUACGAGAAUGCAGCCGUUCGCCUGGCAUCUGACCUGGAAUACGUCCAGUGUCCAACAGCAGAUUAUUUUACAUGCAGUGGACGCCUCGCUGAUAUACGUAAAUUACUGUGGGAAAACAAGUGGACAUGCGGUCUGUUUGAUACCAAACGCUGGGUGUCUGAUCUAGAGUCAGCAUAUGAGCUGGCGUGGCAGAGAUGGGUCGAUGGCGAAGGUGGUGAUAUAUAUAUGUGAUGUAUGACGGAUAUUUCAAGAUAGCUUAUAUAUUUUUGAGGUAAUUCUGUUGCAUAUUCUUGUGGGCCGGAAUAGACUACUUGAAAGCAACCAUGCGGCGUGAGUAGAGAUAAAGGUACUGGCAUGGGCUCUACAGAGGGACAACAGCGCACAACACAGAGGGUGAAUGAGGUUGUCUAUUAUAUAUACCACAAGUUUGCUAUGAGAUUUAUAUCCCAAGUAUACUCAUGAAGUUUAUAGGCAAAUAUUAAUCAACUAGCGAGUUGGUGAGCAUACCGAAUGAAGCUUGCCGGGUAGCAGUUGAGCUGUCCAUUAUGGAAAGUAUUUUCAGGCGGGCCAAAGCCGAAGAAAGCCCCAAAAAUAACGGUCGGGUGGGCUGCAUUGAUGGGAAAGAGCAAGAGGGGGAGUGCACGGGCGCCAGAGCGCGCCAAGCUGAACUGGCGCCCGACUCGCGAAAAUCGAAAAUUCGCGGCCUCUGGCGGUCAGCAUGGCUUGAGAAUCGGCCCCCAAGGUGUGGUGGGCCAGGCGGGGUGUCAAUAUUGACCCAAGAGAGUGGUACAGAUUUGCGCUACAGACAAGGUUGCCGCACUACGUGUUGGGUCGACCCGGCCAGGCGGUUGGCCAGCACGGCCCGCGACAGGAGGAACAACAAUGCGACACCAACAGGCUCGUCCAAGUGUAUCCGAGGGCUCAGCGUUGCCAGGCCUUGCGAUACACAGUGGAGCAGGGCAGAAGGGGAGCUUCCUCUAACCAAAUACUGGGCAGGAGAAGAAAAAAAGCGAAACGGCCAAAAGGCUGGCCAAGACAGGAAGAGAGAGGGGCUGGCUAUUUGGCUGCCUUGCUACCAAGGCACCGAUGUUUGCGGGGUGUCAGCGUGGGUUUUCGGCGAGCUUGGAGGCUUCGAGACCUCCGCGGGUGGAUCGGACCAUCAGGCGUUGCAGUGCAAGCCAGCUGAGGCAACGCCCUGGGCGGGACGCCUGGGAAACGGUUUCCGCUAUUCUGCUACAGCGCGCCAAUUUCUUUGGCCAGCUACCAUGUAACAGGGGAGGCGUGGUCCUGCCGGUUCUGCUCGAUGAGAUGAAUCGCACUCUGUAUAUGGACCCUCUGGGAGAUGGCGAGGAGAGC
Molecule: messenger RNA, 5909 nt
Organism: [Torrubiella] hemipterigena
Lineage: Eukaryota; Fungi; Ascomycota; Sordariomycetes; Hypocreales; Clavicipitaceae
Source: the annotation of a GenBank genome assembly